UGAUGAGAGAGGCACGAAGAAGCCUCAAUGUCAAUGAAGAGUACCUUGGCGCAUUAAGAACAAAAUCCUAUGGUGAUUUUUUCAUAAAAGCUAAUGAGCUACUUGAAAAUAAUAUUCAUAAUCAGCCAUCAUCUCUCAAUUCUCAAUAUACAUUAUUUUCAGAUAUACUUCUUGAGCCAGGCCAAGAAACCAUAACAUCAAUUCUUGAAUCAACUAAUAUUUUUCCAAGAAAAUAUAAUCUCAAAUCCCUUCUUUCCACUUACUUCAAUGUUAGUGCAAAAGCCUCAAAAUUCUGUAGCCACCUUCUCAAAUCCAUCAACCAAGUCCAAUCUGACUACAAUUUUGUUGAACAAGUCCUUGAAUCGGUCGAUAACAAUUGUUCUUCUCAACAAUUUGGUUACCUUGUAUUAGAACUAAGAGCAUAUAUUAUCCACAACAACCCGUUUUCCGACCUCAAGAAACAAGAUUUCACACGAAUCAACGAUGAAUAUUCGUCGAUUUUGCAACAUUUGAGUUCAAAGAGGAAAAAAGUUGCUAGGAAAAUAAAAUUGAUCAAAAGUGUAAAUAAGGCUUCAGGGGUAUGUGUAACAGCAGCAUGUGGACUAGUUGCUGUUGCAGCCGUGGUACUAGCAGCACAUACACUAGCUGCACUAGUUAUGGGGCCAGCAAUAUUGACCAUUAUACCCUUAAAGCCAUCGAAGAUGAAUAAAUUUACUAGUCGUCUUCGAUUCUUGAAAUGUGGAUUUCUCAGCAAAAUUGGAGCACAACUUGAUGUAGCAGCAAAGGGUACGUAUAUUUUGAACAGGGAUUUCGAUACAAUGAGUAGACUUGUGAAUCGAUUGCAUGAUGAGAUCGAACAUAACAAGGCGAUGAUACAAUUGUGUUUGGAUAGAAGGGAAGAUAGCAUUUCAUUGCAAGUGUUGAAGGAGUUGAAGAAGAGUAAUGUUGGAUUUAGGAAACAAGUGGAGGAGCUUGAAGAACAUGUUUAUUUGUGUCUUUUAACAAUUAAUCGAGCAAGAGCUUUGGUGAUUAAGGAAAUUGGAAAAUCUUGUGGGUGAAAAAUCUAUAGUGAUACCCAAGAUUAGACUUGUAUAUAUAUAAUAGUAUAAAUAUAUUUCUUUGAUUUGUAAUUGUAAGUCUCCAUGUACUUAAUUUGUUGAAUUAAAAUUGAGAUCAC
Molecule: messenger RNA, 1177 nt
Organism: Lycium ferocissimum
Lineage: Eukaryota; Viridiplantae; Streptophyta; Magnoliopsida; Solanales; Solanaceae
Product: UPF0496 protein At1g20180-like
Exons: 1
Coding region: 3-1058 (351 amino acids)
Source: RefSeq, a predicted model, not a curated record